Penicillium arizonense is the source of this 1113-nucleotide messenger RNA. RefSeq lists its product as uncharacterized. The record is from RefSeq and is a predicted model, not a curated record. Lineage: Eukaryota; Fungi; Ascomycota; Eurotiomycetes; Eurotiales; Aspergillaceae. The transcript has a single exon. The coding region runs from base 1 to 1113 and encodes 370 amino acids.
AUGCCCUCAUGGGGAAGACCACCGGGGGCACGAACGGGGAGACACAACCGGGGACGCGCAUGGGAAGAGGCGCGAGUGGAGGAGGUGGACAGCGAGGAGGAUGUAUAUGGACGGGAGAUGGUGCGGAGCGGGCGGUACAUGCGACAGCUGGAGUAUGGGGGCCGAGGGCCGCGCAGGCGGUCGGACUAUGAUGAACUGACGGAUGAUGAAUCGGUGGAUGGCGGGGACUUCGACCUAUACGACCACGAGGAUAGCACGGUGGCCUAUGCGGUUCAAUUGGCCAUGCGGGACAAGGAGGAUCAGUUGGUGGACAAGGCGCUGGAGCGAAUUCGCCGGGCCCAAAUGUUAGGACAGAAGAAUGUCCGGCUAUCGAAACGUGAGCUGGAUGCCCUGGAGCGAAAGCGUCAACAGAUGGACGGCCCAAGCGGAUCGCGGCGUCCCAAGCAGGCUACCAAUCCCGCCAGCGCCGUGUCCCGACCGUCGUCUCGACGAAGCGCUGCGCCAGAGCAACAUCCGGGAUCGUAUCCGGCCUUUGCGCCUGAUACAAAUGGAUGGACUCGUGGCACAGGUGCUUCGCGACCUUCCAGUUCAUCUUCUGCGCGCCCGAGGACCCCGACUACCCACUCACUUCGUCCGCAACAGUCCAACUCGCCUCUUCGACCUACCUACUCGCCUUAUCCCCCCGACCGUUUUGCUUCGAAUGGCCGGCCGCAGUCCCUGCAGCAAUCGCCAAUUUACCAGCGGCCUCUGCCAGAUGAUCCCCAAUGGGCGCCAUCGUACUACAACCAAAUGCAAAUGACCCCAUACGGAGAAGCACCCUACCAGUCGCAACUCCCCACCGACCUUCGAGUUGGACCACAGAGUCGCAUGAGUUACCCUUCGGGUUCACCAUACCAAGCCUAUCAAUCGUCCCAGGAUACACGUCCACAAGGCACCCAACCCCGGGGAGAAAAGGCGGAAUCUGAGUCUGAGUUGUCCAGCGAAGAGGAAUCGGAGAGCAGUGACGGCGAAGUGCAGAUCAUCAAGGUCCAAGAGCGGCCGGCCCCGCCAACUGUUCGGCGGCGGGCUGUUUCUGGAGCAAGUCGAGGUGCCCGUAAGCGGACUAAUCGGUGA